Messenger RNA from Penaeus indicus, 1032 nucleotides. RefSeq lists its product as uncharacterized. The transcript has 5 exons. The coding region runs from base 21 to 809 and encodes 262 amino acids. The record is from RefSeq and is a predicted model, not a curated record. NCBI's taxonomy places the organism in Eukaryota, Metazoa, Arthropoda, Malacostraca, Decapoda, Penaeidae.
UUGUUUUCUUGGGGUCCAGUAUGUCCUCCUCCAAAUCGCCCUCUUUCUUUGAGUUGCUGCUGCAGGGGGUUGUCCUUUGUCUCGUUGCUCUGCAUGUGGACUCGGCUCUAGUUUGCCAGGAGGUCAACGUGACGAACAAAACACUCCUGCCUGUCUCUGAAGAAGCUGGCCAACUGGAGGCUCUGGUGGGCGUCCUUCCACGGCAGGGCAACUGGGGCGUCCUCUUCGAACUGGAGCGAGAAGACCACGUCCUGGCCAACUUCAUCAUUUCUCGCAGGGAAGGAAAACGAGACGGGACGGCUACUUACAAUGACUAUUUGGCAGUAAAGUGCAGAUAUAAAGCAGCUCUGGAAGUGCCUUUCCCGUGGCCAACAAAUAGGUCCUUGUACGGCGUCAAAUUCAUGUUCAGUAUAGCCAAGAACCUCAUCCGAGUUUCGUGGAAAGCAGAUUGCAAUGGAUACCAAGAUAUAGCAACAGAUGUAUGCAACGUCAACUCUCUCUCCGACGUCUCCUUCUCGGCCUCAAGCCUUCGCCGUCUGCCCACGCCGACGCUGAGCCUCCGGUGCGCUGACGAAGACCCAAGUAGGAGUACUGAUGCAGUGGAGGGAACCGAAACGACACCAGCUGUAUCGCCCGUCUCCCAACUGUACGUCACUGGACUCAUCGUUCUGCUCGCCUUAGCACUGUCGGUCGUGGAUUUGUUCAUGAUUCUGUCGAUAAGGAAGCGCCUCACCACCCAGAUGAUGACUGUUGGUGAAGUUGAAGACGUAGCCAGCGUGACACGAAGGCGGGGGAAUAGGCAUUAUUAGAUACGAAGGUGAAAAUCAUCUUGUUGGUCAUUAGUUCCUUCGUUCUGGUUUUGAUUAGAUUUUGCUUAUGUAUAUAUGUAUGUAUAUGUGUGUGUGUGUGUGUGUGUGUGGGAUAAGAAGGAGCACACAGUAGGACUGGAAAGGAGUUUCCCAAGGACGCAGUAAAUCGGAGGAGAAAAGUGAAGACAUACAUCUUGUAUCGAGGUGAAUCUUUCUUGACAAA